UUAAAAAUUUUAACAAAAAUGUUAAGAUUAAUCAAAUUUAAACAGUCGAUAAACAAAUUGAGGCAUUUCGAUAUGUAAAUUAGUUCAAAACCACGCGAACUCUAAAACUGCGAACGAACCGUUCCGCCGAUCGAUCAGCGUUAACGCAUUCAUUGCUAAAACAGCCACGCAAACGAAAAUUCCCAAGCUUAAUGUAAGUAUGUAUAUGUACAUACUACAUACGAAGUGUUGAAAGCAAAAGCCAAAGCAACCCAAAACCAUACAACAACUUAGUUUCGAGCAUAAAAGCAAUAAAUUAAUUAACAUUUGUAGGAAAGCGAUGAUCACCCACAAAACCGAAAAUAAACGUUCACUUUCACAGCCAAAAUGCCUCUAGCGCUGUUGUGGAUCGUGAACCACAGUGUUAGGCAGAUAAACGCUUAGAAAAGCAAAUGACAGCCAAACAAAAUUUUAUUUAGUUUUCGAAAACAAAAAGCAAAAACAACAAAAACUCCUCAGCCAACUUAUCUCAAACCGGAAGAAUUCUGCAUAUCUAAAUCAUACACCAGCCGCGCCCUGAUAAAGUUAACAGUUUUUGUUUCCAGUUAACAAAUCAAGCGUCUCGAAACGAACGUCGACAAUCAACAAACGCCCAUCGAGCGAACACUCACUCACACCAUAAAAAAAAAAUAACAACGCCACCGGAAAGCAUGCCACAACUGCCAACACAAUUCAAAAACACUUUUACCUGUACUCGUACUUCGUCAAGUUGAAUGCCGCCAACGCGUGACAUUAGCGAUAACAAAAGCUGAACUUUUAAUAAUUGAAAUAUUUGCUUUAAUUUUGUUGCUGAAAUAAUUGUGUGCACAUGUUUUAUGUUUUCUCUCCCAACAGCCUUUUAGUUUUUGGUUUUUAUACUUGGUGCUUUUAAAGUUUAAAUUAAUUUUCUAAAAGUGUAAAUGCACUUCAAAACGAAAACGAAAUAGCAAUAAAAUAAUUAACCAGCGCGCAGACCACGUCAGGCCACACCACACCACACCAUACCACACCACCCAACAUUACCACCGCCACGUACUCCGCAAACAAAACGAAAAUAUAUUUCCAUUAUGUCCACAAUGAAUUUCACGCGUAAACUGCGCGGUCGCAUGCGCUCGAAUACCUGCCGCAUUGUGUUGCUCACCUCGCUGGUGUGGGUGAUUGUGGAUUUCGUACUGAUCGCACACUAUUCGGAUUGCAUUGGACGCGAUGGUUGGCGGUGUAAGCGGCCGGGAGAAUACGAUGUGGAGGUGCCCGAUGCACAAAAGCUUGUCGACGAGCAAAAUAUGGUCGAUGACAGUGAAAUUAACACAGAAAAGAAUUUGGAUGGUGAUGCUGUUGGUGGUGGGGGUGGCAAAGGACCAGGUGGCUUUGCGGGAGGCGGUAUUUCUAUGACAUAUCGCAGCACGAUAUUAAAAAAAUGGCAUUCCGCACCGACGGUGAAGGAGGUGAAAGGCAACCAUGGUGAAAUGGGUAAACCAGUAAGAAUACCAUCGGAAAUGAAGGACUUUAUGAAGGAGAAAUUCAAAGAGAAUCAAUUCAAUUUACUAGCCAGUGAUAUGAUAUCAUUGAAUCGUUCGCUGACCGAUGUGCGACAUGAAAAUUGCAAGAAGAAGCAUUAUGCAUCGAAACUGCCAUCAACCUCAAUUGUGAUAGUUUUCCACAAUGAAGCGUGGUCAACACUACUCCGCACCGUUUGGAGUGUCAUCAAUCGCUCACCGCGUACGCUACUCAAGGAGAUUAUUCUUGUGGAUGAUGCCAGCGAGCGUGAUUAUCUAGGUAAGAAACUGGAGGAUUAUGUGGCGACACUGCCGGUGCAUACGUUUGUGCUGCGCACAGAAAAGCGUUCUGGUCUCAUACGCGCCCGCCUGCUUGGCGCCGAACACGUGACGGGUGAAGUCAUCACAUUCCUGGACGCACAUUGUGAGUGCACAGAGGGUUGGCUGGAACCGUUGCUGGCGCGCAUUGUGCAAAAUCGGCGCACUGUAGUGUGUCCCAUCAUUGAUGUGAUCUCUGAUGAAACAUUUGAAUAUAUAACUGCUUCGGACUCGACGUGGGGCGGUUUUAAUUGGAAAUUGAAUUUUAGAUGGUAUCGUGUUCCUCAACGUGAAAUGGAGCGUCGCAAUAAUGAUCGUACAGCGCCGCUGCGUACGCCCACCAUGGCGGGUGGGUUAUUUUCGAUCGAUAAAGAUUAUUUCUAUGAAAUUGGCUCCUACGACGAGGGCAUGGAUAUAUGGGGUGGUGAAAAUUUAGAAAUGUCCUUCCGGGUUUGGAUGUGCGGUGGUGUGCUCGAGAUUGCGCCCUGUUCACGUGUGGGUCACGUGUUUCGUAAAUCGACGCCGUAUACCUUCCCCGGUGGCACAACGGAAAUUGUCAAUCAUAAUAAUGCGCGUCUGGUUGAAGUGUGGCUGGACGAUUGGAAAGAAUUUUACUACAGUUUCUAUCCAGGAGCACGCAAAGCUGUCGCUGGUGAUGUGAGUGAUCGUCGUGCGUUGCGUGAACGACUAAAAUGUAAAAGCUUCCGGUGGUAUUUGGAAAAUAUAUAUCCGGAAAGUUUGAUGCCAUUAGACUAUUACUACUUGGGCGAGAUUCGUAACGCCGAAACAGAGACGUGUCUCGAUACGAUGGGCCGCAAAUAUAGCGAAAAGGUAGGCGUGAGCUAUUGCCACGGGCUGGGUGGCAAUCAGGUAUUCGCCUAUACGAAACGACAACAGAUCAUGUCCGAUGAUCUAUGCCUGGACGCAGCGAAUGCGAUGGGUCCGGUGAAUAUGGUGCGUUGCCAUAAUAUGGGUGGCAAUCAGGAAUGGGUUUACGAUGCCGAGGAUAAAACGAUACGACACACAAACACUGGCAAUUGCCUGCAACGUCCAUCACGUAGUGAUCCAGUGACGCCGCUGUUACGCCCAUGCGACUAUUCAAAGGGUCAACAAUGGUUGAUGGAAUCGAAAUUUAAGUGGCAAGCACAUUAGUUGUUCUUGUUUCUAAUCAUGAUAUUUACAAUUAGUUAGAUAGAUAGUUGUCAUAUAUAAAAUAUAAAAGAAUUUUUUUUACAUGUUAGUUAACUUUUUAUUGUUUCACACUAAUGUUUGCUGAUUACUAUAACUAUUAUACAUACAUACAUAUGUACAUACCUACAUAAAUAUGUGUAUGAUUUUUACUACUAAAAUAUUUUGUUCUACAUAUUAAGUAAUUUGUAACUACAUACAUAUUGUAAAGUUUAUUUUAUAAAUUUGCCGUAAACGGAAGGAUAAAAAAUGAGUUACAGAUAUGCAUUGAAAUACUAUGUAGUAUCAACAUACAUAUGUGAAAUGCAUAACAUAUGUAUAACAUACGUAUAAAAAAGUUUCAAAAUGAAAAUAAUUGCAUGCAUGCUUGGUUAAGUGUCUGCAACAACAAAGUAAUUCGUAUUAUCUUUGCAAAGUCUUCCCUAUGAUUAAAGAAAAAAA
This is a messenger RNA of Rhagoletis pomonella (apple maggot), 3461 nucleotides long. RefSeq names its product polypeptide N-acetylgalactosaminyltransferase 5-like. Lineage: Eukaryota; Metazoa; Arthropoda; Insecta; Diptera; Tephritidae. Bases 1086 to 2984 code for a protein of 632 amino acids. The record is from RefSeq and is a predicted model, not a curated record. Gene Ontology annotation, cellular component: Golgi apparatus. The transcript has 10 exons.